AUGGCGGACGGCGACAGCGGCAGCGAGCGCGGCGGCGGCGGCGGUGGCGGCGGCGGCGGCGGCGGUGGCGGCGGCGGCGGUGGCGGCGGCGGCGGCGGGCAGGGAGGCUUCCAGCCCGCACCCCGCGGUGGCGGCGAGCAGGAGACGCAGGAGCUGGCCUCGAAGCGGCUGGACAUCCAGAACAAGCGCUUCUACCUGGACGUGAAGCAGAACGCCAAGGGCCGCUUCCUGAAGAUCGCCGAGGUGGGCGCGGGCGGCUCCAAGAGCCGCCUCACGCUGUCCAUGGCGGUGGCGGCCGAGUUCCGCGACUCGCUGGGCGACUUCAUCGAGCACUACGCGCAGCUGGGCCCCAGCAGCCCCGAGCAGCUGGCGGCGGGCGCCGAGGAGGGCGGCGGGCCGCGGCGCGCGCUCAAGAGCGAGUUCCUGGUGCGCGAGAACCGCAAGUACUACCUGGAUCUCAAGGAGAACCAGCGCGGCCGCUUCCUGCGCAUCCGCCAGACCGUCAACCGCGGCGGCGGCGGCUUCGGCGCAGGCCCCGGGCCCGGCGGCCUCCAGAGCGGCCAGACCAUCGCGCUGCCCGCGCAAGGUCUCAUCGAAUUCCGCGACGCGCUCGCCAAGCUCAUCGACGACUACGGAGGCGAGGACGACGAGCUGGCCGGAGGCCCAGGAGGCGGUGCCGGCGGCCCCGGGGGCGGUCUGUACGGGGAACUCCCGGAGGGCACCUCUAUUACGGUGGACUCCAAACGUUUCUUCUUCGAUGUGGGCUGCAACAAGUACGGAGUGUUUCUGCGCGUGAGCGAGGUGAAGCCGUCCUACCGCAAUGCCAUCACCGUGCCCUUCAAGGCCUGGGGCAAGUUUGGUGGCGCCUUCUGCCGGUAUGCGGAUGAGAUGAAAGAAAUCCAGGAGCGGCAGAGGGAUAAGCUUUACGAGCGUCGUGCUGGGGGCAGUGGCGGCGGUGAGGAGUCCGAAGGCGAAGAGGUGGAUGAGGAUUGAAAGGGCAGCUUUCCCCACUGGCCUCCCCCACCCUGUUACCCGCGCCCCCCACCCCGCAUCCCCCUGGCUAGUUCCCAUUCUUGCUCAUUCCCCUGUGAGCUAGUGGAGAGGGAGCCCGGGAGGCCACCAAGGGAGAAAAAAAAAAACCAACAAAAUUAAAAAAAAAUAAUAUAGUUAAGAGAAAUAACCAUAAGACAACAGUCUUGAACAGUGAGUAAAGCAGUAAAGUUCCAGAAAUUGACAGCAACCUGCAAAGAGAGGACAACAGCAUCUCCUCACCUGCAAGAGUCUCAGCUUCUAUUUCCCACCCGAGGUUCCUAAGCUCAUCUAGAUAAUCCUGAAGGGGAUAGAUUUCGAGUCUGGGCCCCUAAACACAUCUGACUUACCCAGAUCCAUCUGUGUAUAACAGUUGAAUUUGUGUUGUACCUGGGUAAAUCUAAAGUAUCUCUCCAGGCCUAGCCGCCGUUGCAGUGUCUAUCCUUCACCUUCAUUGUAAUCAGCCUUUUGGAUCGAGAUCUUCACGGAAAUUCUUGAGACAGAGAGACCUUUGCAGUUACCCAGUCCUGAGAGUCCAGGUUUAUGAAAAGGAAUGCAACUUUACACAAUCAUGGACAAGGCAAAAAAGAAUUCAAAAAGCCAUCAGCGAAUCAAAACAAAUUGGAUUUUUUUUUAAUGGUUUUGCAUGGAACCUGGCCCCAUGUCUUUUCUUUGCAGAAUUGUUUUCCGGGAUGUGAAAAUUCAAAAGCCAAUGCUUGAACUAGAGAAUUCAUUACUAAAAUGGUUUAAAAGUUGGGCAAAAGGAAUUUUUUUUUUCAAAAAAUAAAAGCAGUUUUACAUUGGGGGUUGCUGAGGUAGGCACAAUAAGUCAGGCAUAAAGCACAAGGCAAACUCGUUGAGUGGAUGGGUUGCUGCUCACUAAAGUUCUUCCCUUGAUCUCUAAAGGUGGAGGUCAUUACCAAGAAGUGGCAUUGGUGUGAAUGAGAGCCAGAUCCCAUGGCUCUACCAUAUGAGCCAGUGAAUUAUGGCUAAUUUGGCUGUUACAGCCACUGGUUGGCUGCAUUUUAAACUGUAAAACUUGAUGAUUUUCUGCAAAAGGAACAGUGUGGCUACAAGCCUGAGCUUUAAUGGAAUAUGCAUCCUCACAGAGAAGUUGGAAAUAACUAAAACUGAAGUCUUAAUUCACCUUCAGUUUAAUCUGUGGAUUUGUUCAAAUACUAAAGAUCCUCAGGUUCAGAAUUCCAGCAUCAUUUAUUCUUUAAAACAAAUUUUUAAGAACUUGAUCCAUCUUAUUAGUACCUCACAAUCAAAGUUGGCAAAUGAUGGAUGAAUGAUUCAAGCAGUGCACCCGGUGGAAGCUGAAAUCCAUCUGUGAAUGGAACUGAUGUGAACGUGAAUAUGCUGACUAUAUCCUGGAAGCAUUUUUAUACCAUCUUGAAAUUGCAACAUACUGGCAUUGGCCAGUUUAUCCAGCUGUCUUUCAAGAAUAAAAGUUGGGGUUUUCAUGGAUCGCCUCUUCUAUAUUUUAAAUGGAUUUUCAGUAGAAAUGAUUUUUAUUAAUCAAGUUAAUCCCACCCCAUCAAAAGGUAUUUCUAGAAAUGUCACAGCCUAGGAAACUUUGAAUUGAAUGUUCUUUCCAAAGUUUUCAGGUAUUCUUUGUGUGACACCUCAACCAGGAGGCAAGUAACCCCACCUCCACAAUCUUAGUAUUUUUUUUUAACUGCAUGCCUGCCCUUUAUUUGAGCUGCCUUUUUAAUUUAUUGCAUAUCCUUUUUAUUAUCUUAUUUUGGUAUUCAAUCUUUACAAUCUUUUUGUAUUUAUUGGGAAAUAAGUAAUAUACAAAAAGGUCAUUUUCAUGUAUUUGUGGCUGAGAGGGAGGGAGAUACUUGUGUAUAUAAAAUUAGGCUCUUUUUUUAAACUAGACUAUGAUUCAGAAUAAUGUUGAUCUUAGGUUCAAAGAAAUAGAAGAGCCACAAACAUUGGUGCCCUUUUCAGACUAUUUCUCUACUCACAUCAUUCAUAGUAGAAUUUUUAAACAUUUUUUAAAGCUUUUCUUUUCAAUUUUUCUCCGUUGCAAAGAAUGUUUCCUAAAUUGUAUGGGAGCAAUAGUAUUUUUGAUGUUUUAAUGACAUCCGUAUACUUGUACUGUAUUUUGUACCACAAGGCAGCUGUUUUCAAUAAUGUCCUGCUGUAUUUACCUAUGUGUUUUGAGUGUUUUGUUUCUUUGCUGCGGAGAACAAAUUCCUAGUUUUAGUAAAGGAGAUGAGAAGCUAGCAUUAGGCUUGCAGAAACUGUUUAAGUUUCAACUCUGAGGCAGCAAUGAAAAUUAAGGUUGCAGCUAUUAGUUGAUCGCUGUAACUUUUUCAUUUUCAAAUCAUGUACAAUUCCUGUAUAGACCAACUUGUUUUCUUGCUUCAGUGGUGAUUCUGUUGCUCAGCUGCAGUGAGCCAGUUCAAUUUUGCAAAGGUGCAGUACCUCUCCUUUUCAAGGGAGUGGUUUAUUAAUCUUUUUUCUUUUCUUUUUAUUUGGCUGAAUUGCAGUAACUAGCCUUGCCUUUCUAUUCUGUAGAAAUGACAGGGUCUUCACAAUCCUUUACCAGUGGCUACUAAGCUAUAAUUAGCUGAAUAGAAAGAAUGUGGAAGUGGUCUGAGGCAUAUAGAGUAUAUGCCAAGAACACUACCAUAUAUGGCAUCAGCUUUGGUUACCAGAGAAAUUUUCUUAGUCAUUAGACCAUAUAACAGUUAUAUAUCAUAUGUAAGUCUUUAGAUAUCAAUUUGAGAAUCCUCCAAAAAAAGGAGCAAAGAAUGCGUAAGCUAUGUGUUGGCAAAAGUAAUUUAUAUUAAAAUUUUGACCUGCCUGUGUAAGAUUAAGUGGUGAAUGUCCUAGUGGUGGGUUUUUAAGUCUUAAACCAAUCUCUGAGGUUUAUUUUUCCUGCAGGGGUGUUUCAUGGCCUCUCUUCCACUGUAGGAAGAUUGCAGAAGGAUGUGGAUUAAUUGUAGCAUUUCACUGAUCCUCAUUCCAGUGACUAGGGACAAUAGAAAUCUGCAGAGCAUGGAGAUUCAUUCAUUAAUACUAGCUUAUUAAAGGAAAUAGUCUUUGUUCCAGUUAGAUAAUGGCAUUAUACAAACUCUGGGAAGCAACUAACUUUUUUGUUUUGUUUUUAGCUGCUUACUACAAACGCUUUAGAAGUUGUUUUUAAAAUUUGGCAAACAUCCCAGCUAAUGAAAAUAGUUACAUUCCUUAGAAAUAGGGAACUAAAACUCCUUUUCAAAAAAUUGAGUUUUAUUUCAAACUAGCUACAGAGAUAAGCCUUUUUUUUUUUUUUUUUUUUCAAACAGUCAAAAGAGUCAGUCUCUGUGAAGAGAUGUAACUCUUUAGGUUUCUAUUGUCCCUUCUCAUCAUUUCAGCAAGUGAAAUGGCAAUUCUGGUGAGCAGAUCUUUCAGUGCAUAUGCUGCACCAAACAAAAUGUCAGUCUGUAUAGCACCAAAAAUCAAACUGAAAAGUAAACCAAAAACCCAAAUACCCUAUGGAACUGUUGGAGGCAUAUAGGUGGUACAACUGGCUGUAGCUGUGGUACACACAUGGCUACUUGUCAUGUCACUUUCCAUAAUUAUUUACUGCAGAAUGAUUGAGAGGCUUUUGGUGCAGGCAGCCAUUAACCUCCUGCUUCCUUUGUUACCUCUGGGUCACUUUGCAGUAAAUUGCAGGUCUUUUAAGAGAUUCAAGCUUCGGUUUUCUCAAAACAAAACAAUUAUCUUGUCUUAUCUGAAAAUGCAGGGUUGUGGGCAAAAGAGGCUGGUUAUAAUAAUGCCCUCAUAUUGAGUGGUCUGUAAAUGGCUGCACACUUCAGGCACUGUAGUUGCUGAAGAUGCUUAAAUAUGACCUUGACUGGCUUUACAGGGGUGUAGAAUGUAAUCUACACAAGGUGACUGUGCAUCUACCUUGCUCUUGAGGUGGAUAAAAUUAAGAAGCUGGAGUGUGUAAGCCAUGCACAUAAGUAUUCUUCACUGUAAAUUUUGUUUUCAUUUUUAACCCAAUUAUGGUACUUUGUCCAAUGCACAACUGAUCUCUCAGUAGAUAUUCAUUUGAAAAUUGUGUGGCCUUGAUCAGUGAGAAGGGAGAGGAAAGAAGUGACUUUUUGCUUAUAUGAAAAUGACUUGUUUGCUGAGAGUUGUUCUAUAACACUCUAGGUAUGUUUUUGAUUGUAUCCUUUUUGAUUGGGGAAAGUUAAUGUUUUGAUCCUGGAGCUAAUUCAAUUGAGUUUUCUAAGUAUCAGAAUUGCUCUGAUGAAUAACAAAGUUGACAGCUUUGAUGUCCAAUCUCAGGUUUUUUAAAAUAUAGUGGAGUGAAAUCCCCACUAUUAUGAAUUCUUUAAAUCAAUAUUAAUUUAGGAGACCUUAAAAGUCUUGUGCAUAAGUAAGGCCUGUUCAGAGAGCAGACCUUUUUGCUCCUUUUCCACAAUUGUACGUCACUUGAAAAAGUGUCAAGUGAUUUUUGCAUUGUAUAUUUCCAUUUUAUUCCUGACAUAUUUCUCAAAGAUAAAGCACUUUUUGAUCAUGAAAUGCAUAGGAUCUUUGUGUGAUGUGGAUCAUGGUUUCUCAGGCUCCCCUAGAUAUUCUGUUUAUGAAUAUUAUUCUAACUUUAUGUCAGGAGAGUAGAAAUCUUUGCUAACGUUAGAAAGUUUGUAUUGUUGAUUCAGAAUACAUUUUGCUAGUUUCCAAUGGAUGGGAGAGUAAAAAAUGCUGCAUUCACAAUUUAAUAAGUUACUUUCCCUUAAGCCUUAAGGUAACUUUUUCUUUUCUGUCAACAACAGCACUGAAGUUACAGUAAAUGAAUGAGAUUAUCAGUUUUCAGGGUUGUUUUUAGAGUACUGUAAAUCAAUUAGCUGUCUUCCGAAAGAGUUACAAUUCCCAUUCAGUAUACUAGAUAAUGGGUGUAAGGGUGGGGGUAGGGUAGGGUGGGGGGGAGAUAGUUUGUAGAAAAGAAAAAAGAAAAAAAGAACCAUGUUUACCUUAAAAUACAGACAAGAAAAAAGUCCAUAUGUCCCAUUUGAAAUUCCAUACGCAAGGUGGAAAUGACAAAUUACAGCCUCAUUUCCUCUGCUUUUAAUUUAGAAAAAAAAGUAUUCAUUUUUAAUAUUAGCUUCAGAAGUUUCUUGAGAUAACUGGACUCUUGAGGAGCAAUUUCCAUUGCCAUAUCUGACUUGACUGUGUAAGUCAUCCUCAGACCUUAUUCUUAAAACCUAGUUUCAUUACUGGAACAUGUGCAAUCCACUUUUCAGUACUGAAAGUUAAAUUCAGAAAAUGGAAAAAUAAAAUUGCAUCAGCAUUGUAAAGAUUUCUUGUCCUGGGGAUUCCCAAUUGCAGUGUGUCCCCCUGAAUCAAGCAAGGCCUUUGUGAAUGCCUUUUGUAUUUCCUAAUGCAGUAUGGAAUAUGCUGUCCACUUCUGUUCACAGUCUUACUCUCUGUUGAGAAUCUAACUCAUGCCUUCUUGGAAUUAGACAUUCCAAUUGGGACAGAUAGAACCAUGUUAAAACGAGCAGAUGCCAUAUUGUUAGCUUUACCACAGUAAACUAGUAAAAGGGAGAGCACAACUUUAUUAGAAGCUAAGCUAGCAUGAUAGUGAAAGUUUUUAACUCAACUUUUCUAAUAGAUUUUUGAAUCUGGGAGCAAUUUUUAUUUUCCCCAUGCUAUAUCUGCUAUCCACUGACAGAUAAGAGAGGGCACACAGUGAAAUGAAGGUCCAGAGUUGUGAAGAGAAAGCGAUAGAUACAUUAAGUGGCCACUAGCAUUUUGCAGAAGGCAUGAGUUUGUUCUUUUUUCCUACCUUCAGCAUCUCUUCAAUGGCUAACUUUUUCAAGACUCACUGAGACCAUCUCUUAAAGGCAAAAUGUUUUGUCCUGUGUUGCAGGAUCAGGCUGGUCAGAAAAAUCUGUGCUUGGAAAUAGAAGGGCAAGUGGAUUGUUUCUUCCCUUUUAACAUUUCUUCUUGGGAGAAAAAAGUACAAGAGACUCAAAGAAAAUGAAAGAACAGGAUUUUAUCACUAAACACAUUUGGAGGUUUUGUUUUAAAUUGAUAAUAAGCAUAAAUCCUUUUCUUCUACCAUGUCACUCUUCUGUGUAAAAAAGCUCUCUGGAGCUGGGCAUGGUGGAACAUGCCUGUAAUCCCAGGUAUUUGGGAGACAGAGAUAGGAGAUCGUGGCCCAAGGCCGGCCCUGGGCAAUAAACAAAAGACCCUAUCUGAAAAAAAAAGCAAAAAAUAAUACCAAUAAUAGGACUGGGCGUGUGGCUUAAGUGGUAGAGCAUUUGCCAAGCAAACACAAGGCCCUGAGUUCAAAACCCAAAGUUCUACCUAGGGGAAAAAAAAACUUGGAUUCUUAAAACCCUAUAGAUUGGACAAAAAGUCUAGAAACUGACUUUCAGUUAGUGUAGACACAUUUUUUACAGUCUAUGGUUUUGCACAUUCCAAUAGGAGGCAAGUAGUAUUUGAGUUAUUUUUCAGUGGCAUCAGUAUCAAGACUGUAUCAGUGUAUCUGAACUUUUUUCUGAAGUCCUAGAACAUCUAUAUUAUUAAGCAUUUUGUUUUCCUUUUGGACUUUCAUACAGAUGUCUUUCUAAAAUCAUUUGUUAAGAUCACCUGUUCUGAUACAGUGCUAUAUAGCAUGUUUUUGUUCUGUGGGAAUCUUCAGAGACAGUUCCAUCUAUUGGUAGCUUUGUUAGACUUGGCUCUUCACUCCAAAGCGGGGGACUCAUGUCCUUCCAGUAGAGAAUCUACAAAGUUAUUUCAAUUAAAACCAAAUCUUGAUAGCAGGAGACAGCUUCCUGAUCUAAAUGUACAAUUAGAGUUUAGGUUGGCAAUUACUUUAAAAGGUUGUUUUUUGUUCUUUUUUUUUUUUUUUUGGAGAGGGUUGUCUUUGAUCUCUGUAAAUACCAACAAGCUUAUACAUUGUAAGCCAAGUGCGUAUGCCUAUGUAUGAAUUUGUAGAGCUGAUUUCUGCUUCAAGUGAAGCUGCACCUUUCAUUUUAUAAAGUUCCCUCCACCCAGAAUCCUAUAAAUGUUGUAAAUAGAACAUGGAAAUUGUAGUAGUAGGAUCAAUUUGAGAAUAUCUGCUGAGAGACCAAAAAGUUCAUUUUUUUAAGUACCUUGGUUAAUUAAAAAGUAAAAAGAUUAUUUCUCUUGCUUAUUUUUGAAAAGAAGAAUGCACUUUAACAUAGAGCUGCAUGGGCAAUUCAAACAAAUCCGUGAAGUGCAGUACCCAUCCAGAAAUCACACUUCCUGAAAACCGUUCAAAAAGCAGAGUCCAGACGGGCUGUUGAUCUCACUGCCUGUAGGUUGAAGCUCAGAUUCUGAACAAUUUUGAUACAUGCAGGGCUGCUUCAAAAGAGCAAUGUGAAUACAGCCAGAAGCUUCGGACAGGUCUGUAAAAUAGCGGGUCCCGUAUUUACCACUAACUAGCAAAACUGACAGAAAACUCAUAGAAAAAGUUAAGAAUCCUUCCUGCUGGUGUGCACUCCUUACAAUAGCAGACUUUUGCAAAUGGAGUUUUACAGUCUAUAUUUAAAGAAUUGUAUGUUUGUAACAAAUAAAGUAUGCGGAAAAGUGAAUGACAA
Dipodomys spectabilis (banner-tailed kangaroo rat) is the source of this 8600-nucleotide messenger RNA. RefSeq names its product purine rich element binding protein B (gene Purb). Bases 1 to 993 code for a protein of 330 amino acids. The record is from RefSeq and is a predicted model, not a curated record. The transcript has a single exon. Gene Ontology annotation, molecular function: purine-rich negative regulatory element binding; RNA polymerase II transcription regulatory region sequence-specific DNA binding; DNA-binding transcription factor activity, RNA polymerase II-specific. Gene Ontology annotation, cellular component: nucleus. Gene Ontology annotation, biological process: regulation of transcription by RNA polymerase II. NCBI's taxonomy places the organism in Eukaryota, Metazoa, Chordata, Mammalia, Rodentia, Heteromyidae.